GGAAGGUACUUUGCGCUUGCCAGUUAUAGGCUGUAGUCCUUCUGCACCGAGCAACUCUGGUCCAAGUAGAUCAAUGGGAGUUUGAUGUCUUUGUUGCGGUUGCAGACGUGUCAGUGCACUCGUAGAUCCAGACAGCUUCUCAUCUCCAGCUGGGCUCUUCUUUACUGGCGGACCAGGAAACGGCGCAUAGUAGCCUGUGUGUUAGGGAUGCUCUUUUCUUUCUGUAUAGACAUACAUUCGCGACCUCGCCUGACGCAGCGCGAGCAGGCUGGCUUCUCCAUAUCGCAGAUGACUCGGCGCUCCUUGCACUGGUCGCAGUACGGCUUUCGCGGCGCGCGCUUCUUGGGCGGCAUGAUGUUAUAGUCGUCUUAUACAACGAGUCAGGGAUGCUUGUCGCGCUUUAGAGCUGAGUGUUCAGCCCUGAUACCUUCCCGUAGAUGAAGAUGAUUCGAAGCUUGAUGCAAGCAGAUCCAGCCGAGGACAAGGAGCGGGAGCUGAUGUCGGUUGUGGAGGGCUUUG
This is a messenger RNA of Protomyces lactucae-debilis, 519 nucleotides long. RefSeq lists its product as uncharacterized. The coding region runs from base 85 to 363 and encodes 92 amino acids. Lineage: Eukaryota; Fungi; Ascomycota; Taphrinomycetes; Taphrinales; Protomycetaceae. The transcript has a single exon. The record is from RefSeq and is a predicted model, not a curated record.